CGUCGCUGCGCGCGUCCCCGCGAGGCCUCCUAGAGCCGGGUGGCGCAGGCGCAGUGUCCCCGGGCCAAAAUGGCGGCGCGGUGUUCCUCACGCUGGUUUCUGGUGGCUGUGGGGACCCCUCGGCUGCCGGCUGCAGCGGGGAGAGGGGUUCGGCCGCCCAGGGAGGGUGUAGUGGAGGCGUCGCUGAGUCGCAAACUGAGCGUCACCGCCUUCGUACCUCCUCUGGGAGCUCGAGGCCCAGGGACGCUGCUGACAUUGAGACCCGGUGUCAGCCUUACAGGAAUAAAAAGCUACCCCUUUGUUUGUACUGCCUCCUUCCACACAAGCGGCUCUUUGGCCAAAGAGGAUUAUUACCAGAUAUUAGGAGUGCCCCGCACCGCCAGCCAGAAAGAGAUCAAGAAAGCCUAUUACCAGCUUGCCAAGAAAUACCACCCCGACACAAAUAAGGAUGAUCCCAAAGCCAAGGAGAAGUUCUCCCAGCUGGCAGAAGCCUAUGAGGUGCUGAGUGAUGAGGUGAAAAGAAAGCAGUAUGAUGCUUACGGCUCGGCUGGCUUUGACCCUGGGGCCAGCAGCUCCGGACACAGCUACUGGAGGGGUGGCCCCACUGUGGACCCUGAGGAGCUGUUCAGGAAGAUCUUUGGGGAGUUCUCGUCUUCAUCGUUCGGAGACUUCCAGAGCGUAUUUGAUCAGCCGCAGGAGUACAUCAUGGAGCUGACAUUCAACCAAGCUGCCAAGGGCGUCAACAAAGAGUUCACUGUCAACAUCACGGACACCUGUGAGCGGUGUGACGGCAAAGGGAACGAACCCGGCACGAAGCUGCAGCACUGUCACUACUGUGGAGGCUCCGGCAUGGAAACUAUAAACACAGGCCCAUUUGUGAUGCGCUCCACCUGUCGGCGGUGUGGCGGCCGAGGCUCCAUCAUCACGUCGCCGUGCGUGGUCUGUAGAGGGACAGGGCAGGCCAAGCAGAAGAAGAGAGUGGUGAUUCCGGUGCCUGCCGGAGUGGAGGAUGGCCAGACUGUGAGGAUGCCUGUGGGAAAGAGAGAGAUUUUCGUCACCUUCAGGGUGCAGAAAAGCCCUGUGUUCAGGAGAGACGGCGCAGACAUCCACUCUGACCUCUUCAUCUCUGUAGCUCAAGCCAUUCUGGGUGGGACAGCCAGAGCCCAGGGCCUUUAUGAGACCAUCAAUGUGGCGAUCCCCCCUGGAACUCAGACAGACCAGAAGAUACGAAUGGGUGGGAAAGGCAUCCCCCGGAUUAACAGCUAUGGCUACGGUGACCACUAUAUCCACAUCAAGAUCCGAAUUCCAAAGAGGCUGACAAGCCGGCAGCAGAGCCUGAUCCUGAGCUAUGCCGAGGACGAGGCAGAUGUGGAUGGGACAGUGAACGGCGUCACUAGCACCAGCACUGGUAGCAGCCCCAUGGAUAGCUCUAGUCGAGAGGCUGGGGAGGACAAGGAGGGAUUCCUUUCCAAACUUAAGAAAAUGUUUACCUCCUGAUAGCCCAGCCGAGG
Molecule: messenger RNA, 1511 nt
Organism: Chrysochloris asiatica (Cape golden mole)
Lineage: Eukaryota; Metazoa; Chordata; Mammalia; Afrosoricida; Chrysochloridae
Gene: DNAJA3
Product: DnaJ (Hsp40) homolog, subfamily A, member 3
Exons: 11
Coding region: 70-1497 (475 amino acids)
Biological process (GO): response to heat; mitochondrion organization; protein folding
Cellular component (GO): mitochondrion
Molecular function (GO): protein kinase binding; heat shock protein binding; ATP binding
Source: RefSeq, a predicted model, not a curated record